Messenger RNA from Rubroshorea leprosula, 778 nucleotides. The record is from the annotation of a GenBank genome assembly. NCBI's taxonomy places the organism in Eukaryota, Viridiplantae, Streptophyta, Magnoliopsida, Malvales, Dipterocarpaceae.
GGCUCCAAUUUUGGCUAUUCAUAGAGGAUAAAUGCUAGGAACAAUCUCUUCAACACUCUUCUUUGAACGCCUUCCACAUGGUUGGGUCAUGUGUCAAUUUCAAAGUUGCUCUAACAGAUAGUGCAUUCAAGAAGCCUUCUGUUUUUUUUUGUCAGCUGCCUUUACAGGUAGUCAGAAUGUUUCUAGUCUACAAAAGGAGGAAGCUUGGAGAGCUAAUGUGCACUUACAAGGAUGUGACCUCUAACGUUGUGACCAUCUGGGAAGGGGAGAUUGUUGAUAUGAAGAACUGCACUUUCUACAGUGGCAAAUGGGAAACAAUGGGCUUCGCCCCUACUACUCCGGACUCGACCAGCUGUGACGCACCAGAAUGGUGGGUGGGUUUCCCAACGAAGGUUGCUGCGUACAAAGGUUUCGAACUCGAGACCUUGCUUGAGAGGUUUGCACCCCUCUUGGUAAUGAUGAGCUGCAACCAAGAACUUCAACUUUGCAUGCAAACCUAUGCUGGCUUGCUUGCUUUAUUCUUUUCAGAGUGCAGUGGAAGUUGAUGGUGGGAAAUCUUUGGACCUGAGUAAACUAUCCACAUAUUUUUAUGGUAAUUUGAUCUUGUUAUUUCCAGCAUUGAUAAAAGGAAUUAUUUAAGGGUAAUUUUGUAUUUCUGUGAUUUUUUGUUAGAGAUGGAAAGAGCAAUACUUUGUAAAUGUUGGAACAGACUGUGGUUAUAGCAGGGUUUUAAGUAUAAUGUAUAGUUCUCUUGCAGGGAGGGCUUCAUUAAUGGUUU